Molecule: messenger RNA, 9001 nt
Organism: Ictalurus furcatus (blue catfish)
Lineage: Eukaryota; Metazoa; Chordata; Actinopteri; Siluriformes; Ictaluridae
Gene: pde1cb
Product: phosphodiesterase 1C, calmodulin-dependent b
Exons: 17
Coding region: 707-2572 (621 amino acids)
Biological process (GO): signal transduction
Molecular function (GO): 3',5'-cyclic-nucleotide phosphodiesterase activity
Source: RefSeq, a predicted model, not a curated record
AACCAUAUGAAUGUGCACAGUGGUUGUUUACUGUUACUGUAUGACUCAAAGGCUGAAAAUUUCCAAACGCCUGCAGUUUAAUUCAACCUGAGUGGGGGUGGGGGUCCCCCCCCCACCCCCUUUGAAGUGUGUUAUCAUUCACCUCUUUUUCCACUCCUCACUCUCCAUGAUGAAUAAAAUACAUUGAUCUCAUUACGCCCUGCAGUCAGUGCCAGUGGUCCUCUACUCCACCCUAAACUCCUCCCUCUUUCUGUUUCCAUCUCUCUCUCGCUCUCUCUCUCUCUCUUUCUUGCCAUUUUCCUCUCUCUGCCCCAUUCGCUCAUGCCUGGAUCAGUAGACUAGAUUAUUCUGCACAGAGACAGAGAGAGAGAGUGCUCACACACACACACACACACACACACACACACAUGGCUCCGCUCUACACUUCCUGCUCCUCAAGUGCGAUCAGUGCGUCUGACUCGGUCUAAACACACACACACACAAACACACACAUACACAGACUGCCGAGCACUCACACACUCCUCAACUCCUGAACACAGCGCAGAGUAGCACAGAAACAGGACGAGGGAAAGGAGGAGGAGGGGGACGGAGGAUGUUGCCAGCGGUAGCGUCCUGGCCACAGCUGCACUGAAAAGGGGACACGGGUUCUCCCCUCAUUCUCGUUCUCGUGCCCCAAUUGCCUCGCUCGCUCCGGAUUAACCUGACCAUGGAGUCACCAACCAAAGAGAUCGAGGAGUUUGAGAGCACUUCGCUGAAGUACCUCCAACCAGACCAGAUCGAGAAGAUCUGGCUCCGGCUCCGGGGACUGAGGAAGUAUAAGAAGACGUCACAGAGAUUGCGGUGUUUGGUGAAACAGCUGGAGCGAGGUGAAGCGUCCCUGAUUGACCUGAAGAAGAACCUCGAAUAUGCGGCCUCGGUGCUCGAAUCCGUCUACAUCGAAGAGACGAGGCGGUUGGUGGACACGGAAGAUGAGCUCAGCGAUAUCCAGUCGGACUCGGUGCCAUCAGAGGUGCGUGAUUGGCUGGCCUCCACCUUCACACGUCAGAUGGGGCUGAUGCUGAGACGGACGGAGGAGAAGCCGCGGUUCCGCAGCAUCGUACACGCCGUGCAGGCUGGGAUAUUCGUGGAGAGAAUGUACCGGCGGACCUCCAACAUGGUUGGCUUAAGCUACCCUGCAUCAGUCAUAACUGUGCUCAAGCAUGUAGACAAGUGGACUUUUGAUGUGUUUGCGUUGAAUGAAUCAAGUGGGGACCACGCACUGAAAUUUAUCUUCUAUGAACUUCUCACCAGAUAUGACCUCAUCAGCCGAUUCAAGAUUCCCAUCUCGGCUCUGGUGUCCUUCGUGGAGGCUUUGGAAGUGGGAUACAGCAAGCAUAAAAACCCGUAUCACAAUCUCAUCCACGCUGCGGACGUCACACAGACCGUACACUACUUAAUGCUCAAGACUGGCAUGGUGCAUUGGAUGACGGAGUUGGAGAUCUUCGCCCUGAUCUUCGCUGCAGCAGUACACGACUACGAGCACACUGGAACCACAAACAACUUCCACAUCCAGACCAGGUCAGACACAGCGAUCCUGUACAACGACCGCUCGGUGCUGGAGAGCCACCACGUCAGCGCAGCGUAUCGCCUCCUACAGGACGACGACGAGAUGAACAUCCUCUACAACCUGUCCAAAGAUGACUGGAGGGAGUUCAGGGCUCUGGUAGUGGAGAUGGUGUUGGCUACAGACAUGUCGUGUCAUUUCCAACAAGUCAAAGCCAUGAAGAACUUCCUACAGCAACCAGAGGGAAUUGACAAACCGAAAGCACUUUCUCUGGUCUUACACACUGCUGAUAUCAGCCAUCCAGCCAAAAACUGGGACCUCCAUCACCGCUGGACCAGCUCACUGCUGGAGGAGUUCUUCAGACAGGGUGAUAAAGAGACAGAGCUGGGGUUGCCCUUCUCACCACUGUGUGACCGCAAGUCCACCAUGGUGGCUCAGUCUCAAAUCGGGUUCAUCGACUUCAUCGUCGUCCCCACGUUCACCGUCCUCACAGACAUGACGGAGAAGAUCGUGACACCGCUCAUCGACGAGGCAACACACUCCAGCCUUGCCGGCUUCCGCCGGUCGAGUCUCAGCAGCAUUUCCACGGCAGAAACAAAGCAGGCGAACGUGAACAGCCCGGCCUCAGAGAGCAGUGCUUCCCACAACUGCUCGCUGCUGGCUGUGGACUUGAAGAACUUUAAGGCCAAUUGGAAUGAGCAAGUCUUUCAGAACCGUGAGAGAUGGAAGGCUCGUGCUGCCAAAGAAACAGAGGAGAAAGCCAAACGCGAGGCUGAGGAGAUGGCUCAGCUGGAGGCAGGCCAGGAAGAGGCGGGGCCGGACCAGUCAGUACCAAAGAGUGAGGGAUCAGGACAGGAGCCAGAGCCUGGAGGGACGACGAGCGGUCCAAGCGAGACUGAAAAUGCAGAAAACACACCAAGAAUGCAGGGCAGCAAGCAACUACACAACGGCGAGGUGUCAGAGGAUGUGGCAUUACCAGGAAGUGAUGAUGGUGAGGACAAAGCUCUCAGAGAGACGGAAAAGGACUAGCGUGGGCGCUGGACAGAGUGCCUCUGCCUCUACUCAUGUCCUCCUGACAAUGUGUGUGUGCAUUGUGUGUUCUGAAGCUCCACAGCACCCUCCGCUGGAUAAACUUGUGCUUACACGUUUUUUUGGUUUUUUUUUGCUUCUUCUUCUGCUUUGUUCAUCCGGAAAGGCUUUUGAAUGCUCGCUGUGACUCCAUGGAAGUUCUUCGAGGCAGAUCUGUGGCUCGAUCGUGGAGAGUGUCGGUGUGUGAGGUGGCUGGGGGUCAGCCGCUGGGUAACUUCCUGUCUUAGACUGUCAUCUGUCAGUCUCGAUGCCUGGACUGGCUGGGAAAUACAUACAUACAAAAAAAAAAGCUGCCGUCACAUUCAUUCUGUUAUUUUCUAUGGAAAGAAAACAUAGAGUGCCUUCCUCUAUUAACUGUCCAUCCACCACUUCUCUAUUUCUUACUUUCCUUCUUCCUUCUUUCCUUUUCAUACGUGUCAGCGUAUUCGCUUGCCUUUUCGGUUAGAAGCGGAAGCUGACUCAGGUCGUUUCUGCUCUCUUAAUGCCUUUGCUUGAUCUCUUUCAUCAUAUAAACUUUAUUUAUUCGCCGCUUCCUGACUGCUCAGCAACCUCAUCCACAAAACAGCCUUCAUCCCCCCCCCACCAAACCCCACCCCCCACCUCCCCCCCUAAAUUUGCCAGAUGCUUUAUUGCACCACAUUACACAAGGAACUCAAGUAGAGAGACUUAAUGCAUUUUAAAUAAAGUUAUUUAUAUACAUUCAUCAGACGAACGUACCAAACCAUUUUGCCUAAUUAAUAUUUGUUGCCUUAAUAAUAAAUAGUAUUUAUAUGUUACUUAUAUUUUUUCAGACUGCAUGCCAGCUACGAAUAGUACGUCAAAGAGACUGGACUUGUCCUAAUCUUGAAGGCAGGACGUUUUCAAAUGGAACGAAUGAUAUCGUUCGUCGGGAUAAAACACGACGAGUAAUAUAGUCAAUGUUAUGCGAGGAACAUUUUUAUUCCUCUUAUAACAAAGCUCUUAUAACGGUUAUAAUCUGCCAACACUAACCAUUUAUAGAACAUUUAGAGGCAAGUUAAUCGUUUACAUUAUAGAAGCUCUAUAAACAGUCAUUCUGUCACCAGACUCCCCCCCCCCCCCCCCCCUCUUGUAGUUAAUAAGAACAAAAAAAAUGUAGCAUGUAAUGUUACCAAGAAACAGUCAAAAUGCAACGUUCUCUGUCCUUAGACUCUCUCAUGGUGGAAAACCUAUUGACUGUUACAAAGCACUGAAACUGGAGACUCCUUCCCAAAAUGAUAAAUAGUCAUCACUUUAUCGAAGGCUUCUUCAUAUCAACCUGAUCUAAUGUUCCUUCUGACCAACCAGAUUCAAGAAUUCAACAGUGUUGUGGUAGAAAGUGAAAAUAUCAUGUCAUGAUUCCUUUUUUUCCAGAAUACAGAAAAAAAACUUUGCAAAGAAAGGUCCACCAAAAUACUUUCCAAAAAAAAAGGUACUAUGAUGCUAGAUAUUGCUAGUAUUUCCCAGCCCUAUUUUUACGUUUACAAAGUCAGUCACUUUGACUUAUUAAGAUUAGAAUCAUUCGAUGUCCUGAACGUUUGCAAACCUUGAUAAACAUCUCACACAUGCUUAUAAUACAAGCUGCUACAUUUCCCAAGGCAGGGCACAUGUGUGAUCUUAUAUAAGGGUUUAACCUCCUUGAUCCUUUUCUGAUGGAAAAAAUAAGACACUUCAGAUUUAAUCAUGCGCGAUGAUAAUAAACAUUCUCAACAAACACUCAAAUAUAAUCCUGUUUAAUGGCUCUAGACUUUUGAGCGUGACAGUAUCCGGUUUUUUUGUAAAAAGAAGAAGAAAAAAAUGUGUCCGCUUAUAAUUCAUAACCCAGCUUAUGCCACAAGUGGAUUGGCUACACCAUCACUGGUUGUAAAUAGGGUUUGUGAUUUGAAAAAUACAACACUGUGUAUGUGUAUUUUACUGUAAAUGGACACCACUGAGAUCAAGCCUGAGCUUUUACGAAACACGCUCAGAAAAAGUGGCAGUAUUUUCGAAUGAACCCCAUACACGUUGAUUCCACUUCUGGCUUUGGAACUGAGCAGGCAGUCACAUGGCAUGACAGUCAAUAGCAAAGUAUUACAGUCGGUCACAAUGCAGGACAGUCAGUCGCACCACAUGGCAGUACGUCAGUCACACCAUAGGACAUUCGGUCACACCACAGGACAGUCAGUUGCAGUGCAUGGCAGUCAUUCACACCAUAGGACACUUGGUCAGACAGUAAUUCACACCACAGGACAGUCAGUCACACAGCAGGACUGUCGAUCACACAGUAGGACAGACAGUCGCACCACAUGACAGUCAGUCACACAGCAGGACAUACAGUCGCACCACAUGACAGUGAGUCACACAGCAGGACAGACAGUCCCACAGCAGGACAGACAGCACACAGCAGGACAGACAGUCGCACCACAGGACAGUCAGUCACACAGCAGGACAGACAGUCAUACAGCAGGACAGACAGUCGCACCACAGGACAGUCAGUCCCACAGCAGAACAGUCAGCAACACCACAUGACAGUCAGUCCACUCCAUGACAGUUGCACCGCAUGAGUCAGUCGCACCACAAGGCAGUCAGUCAUACAGCAGGACAUUGAGUGUACCUGACAUUGAAGUCGCUUGAUGAUGAACCUUACAAUAAAUUACCAAUCCUCAGAGAAUCCUCAUGAAAUUACUAGGGGGAGCUAUAGUGAGUCACACAGCAGAACAGACAGUUACACACCAUGACACUCAGUCUCACAGCAGGACAGUCAGUGGCACCACAGGACAGUUGCACCACAUGAGUCAGUCACACAUUCGGAAAGUCAUUCACACCACAGGAAAGUGCAAGUGUCUGCUUGUCCAGUUACACAGAUAAAUUGUUAGCAGUAAUGACUACGUUAUAUUAUAGCUGUAAAUAAGUGUAGAUUUUAACCAUACCACUGUGCAUUGUCUGCAAUAUCUACAAUGUGACGCAGUGAACUUCAACUUCUGAUACUCUAUUAUGUGAAAUACCUCUAAUACAGUCCUGUCCUUUUUUUUUCCUUUUCUUCUUCUUCUUUCAUUAUGCUGUUAGUGUUCUCCACUAGACUCAACAACCUCUCCUGUCCUCUCUGCUGUAUAUUCAUUUCAAACAAUCUUAUGCAUUUAAAAACAACUACAAGUCAUAAUGUUGUAAUAACCCGGGGGCUUGAUUUGUGAUACCUUUUGUGGUCAUUUGUGGUUUCCUAGAUUCAUUGUAUGUCAUUUUUUUUUCUUAUUUCUCUACUUAUAUUCACAAGCCCCAAAUUAGCACCUGUAAAUAAAUGUAUAGUUUAGUUUAGUUGGAUUUUUAUUAUUAUUAUUAUUAUUAUUAUUAUUAUUAUUAUUAUUAUGAUUUGUAUACUGUACACACACAUGACUAAAUGUAUGUAUAUUAUGUUUGAUUUUCUUCUUCUUCUGAGGUAAAUGAACAAAAUGUUAGCGCUUAAUGUGGACGGUGAAGGCGAAUGGUUUUUGGUUUGAAACAUUUUAUGGGGAAAUGAUUCGGUUUCGUGUUUCUACUGAAAUUUGCGAUGUGACAUGCAUUUAGCACAAAAAUGGUCUAAUAGGAACAGUGUACCGCAACGCGACUAACAAAGAACAAAUUCCACCGGGAUGGCGUGAGCAGGGAGUAAACGCUCGAUGUUAGCUUGUUUAAGUGAACAGAGUGUUGAGGUCGCUUUUUACUCGAACGUCUGCUUUGCCUGUUGCAAUGCUUUUAGAAAACCAGGUCGAUUCAGUUGCCACUGUUAAUUUGUACUACUUAUUUAAUAAUCAAUACGCUUCCCCACACAAACACACAUACAAACACACACACACACACACACACACACACACAUUUACUACAUGUGGCCUUGUGUCUGGAGCCCUACACAGUGCCCUAUAAAGGCAAACUACAGUAACUAUGCUAACACUGAAACUGAAGAAAAACUUAUCAUACUUAUGAAAAUUUACUCUAGUUUAUUAGGACCAUUAAAACUCAGAACCAUGGCACUAGCAUCAUUUCAUUUGGUACUUCAUGGAUUCAUAAAUGAUAAAUAAGAAGCAAAACCCUCUGGGAUGUACGGCAGGAUGGUGUGAUUACUUUCCCAUAACAGCGCAUCCUGAACUGUUUCAUACCACAGACGUUUGCCAAUAAUUACAGUUUUUAUUUCAUUAAAAAUUGCACCAUCAUAUCAUGCGCGUAACCACGCAUUCGAUGCGGGGGUCGUAUCCCCCCAGUGUUGAGGACAUACCAAUAUACAGUACAAAAUAUUUUCUAUAUGGCCCCAUUUAAUGAACCCUGCCAACGGAUCUGUCUUUUCUUCAUCUAUUCUAUGUGUUUAUGUCUAUUCCUUUUUAAUAUAUUUCUGUUUGUUAAUGAAAAUAGGUGUGUGCCCGCCCCCCUCCAAUUGUACACUUGGGUGCGCCCAUACUCAACGCAAGUUCGUUGAUAUAUUUUAGCAGCUCAGUCUGUAAGAAAUGGAGACAGCAGCCAAGCGUAGAAAAGUGCAGCAGAACAUACGAGCUUUUUUUCAGACAGUAAGUAACUAGAUACCUAUAUAGUAGGUAACCUUAGCUUAGUAUAGAAGGCAUCAUACCAUGGCUUGGUUUGUUCUUAAGAACGUCAAUUAACUUUUGAUAUUUGCACACCCAUGAAGUAGGCUAGGCUAACGUCAGUUGCCAUUAACUUUACAUUCACUUGCACAUCCUCCACCGAGUUCGUCGGACCCCCCCCCAAUGUCCAUACCAUGGUUACAUCCUUGCAUCAUAUUAUUAUCCAUUUAUAGCUACAUUUAAUGUUGUGGACGUCCAUUAAACAAAUCAGUUCCUCUUAUCGCUUGCGUUAUAGCAGUUAAGACGACGAAAACGAAAAAAAAGCUUGUCACAUGACAAGACUUACUGGACUGUCACUGACUGAAGCGCUGACACUGGAGACUCCUUCCAUAAACGUUAACCAUUGUUACAUGGUCUUUAGCCCCCAGAAACUCCAUAGCUAACGUGUUUUUAUUUUCCAGCAAAAAGUAUCAUUUCUAUAAGAAGCUUUUUUGUUUUUCUUCCCAAAACAGAGCUUGUAAACAGAUCAGAAAAAUAGUGUCCAGUGAAUUUACUCUCAAAAUUGUAGUUACUGUGUUUAGCUUUUCUUUUUGUUUUUUUUUUGUUUUUUCAGGGCAGCCCAGAUGAUUUUCCAGCUCUAGCACACAUAGCAAACUUGUCAUGAACUAUUUAAAUGAGGUAGAAAUGUGUUAGAGCUAGAAAUAUCACCAAAAAUAUCCUGGACUCCACUUACGUAUAGGUCGGCACUUGGUUUAGCCCUUACAUAUGACAUUCGAGCCGUAAAGUCACAAAAAUAGAGAUAAAGCUUAAUGAUAAUUAUUGUUUUAAAUGUUCUGUAGUAAGAUGAUGAGGAUGAGGAAGUUUGGGAUUCAAAUGUACUUUCAAACAUGGAACAGUAUCUAAUGAUGAGUAAAACGUACGGGGCUUAAAUCCGCUGUCAGCUGUAAUCCGAAGUUGUUCACCAGGGGGCGUUGUGUUUACAGGAUGGAAGGCUGGUUUGGGUGGAGGAAAUGAAACCCUUUCACACAAACACACCACCUGUGUAUCCAUUUAAUACUUACAUACACUCACGUACUGCAUGUACUACUGUUCAUGUACAAUAUACAUUUUAUGCAAACGUUCAUUGAACACUUGCUUAUGAGUGUGUGUGUGUGUGUGUGUGUGUGUGUGUUUUGUGUCUAGCUGAAUGAGAUAUUGUUUUUCAGCUUGCUACAUGAACACACACACAUAGAGGUGUCUAUUGCAUGUGUAUAUAGGAUGUGUGAGUACAACAUUAUACCCUUGUGCAAGUAGUAUGUUUAUGUGUGCAAUUGUAUCAUAUGGAAGUGUGUGUGUGUGUGUGUGUGUGUGUGUGUGUGUGUGUGUGUGUGUGUGUGUGUGUGCGCGUGUGUGAAACCUGGAAACCUGGCUUUACAAAGCACUUAAAACAUUCCCCGAAAUUAUUAUAGCACUUUUGCGUUUAUCAUAAUGUCUCGCGUGCAUGUCUGAUUUAAUUCUGGAAAAUUCUACAAAUUUUCGAUGUCAUGUGUGUGUGUGUGUGUGUGUGUGUUUGUGGUUUGUUCCCUACAAUAUAAAUUCUGCUUAAAUACCUGUUUGUAAAAUGGCACAGGUGAAUGUUAGAGCAUACAUUUUAAUGAAGCUUCAUUGUGUGUGUGUGUGUGUGUGUGUGUGUGUGUGUGUGCGUGUGUGUGAGUGUGUGAGUGAGUGAGAGAGAGAGAGAGAGAGAGAGAGAUAGAAAGUGUGAGUUGAAUUUGUGCAAUCUUUAAUGUUGACACUGUGAUGUGUAGAUGAGCGAAACAGAGAGACUGCACAGCCGUCAUCCACAAUAAACAUGAACUCAAAGGGC